AUGCCGCCGAACCAGCGCUCCAUCCUCUCCUUUUUUGGCUCGUCCUCCUCAAAUGAGCUUCCCAAACCUCAGCCUCAAGUUCAACCACAGCUCCAGCCCACGCCAGCCUCUUCGCAUUCACUACCGCAGUCCCAGUUCCAGCCAAGGCCACCGCCUCCGAGCUCCAGUCGUUUUGUUCCGCCGCCCUCCGCACGGAAUGGCGAUGGCUACACCCCACCGCCCAACAUGGCCGCCAUGCGUUCCGGCGGCAGCCCCGAGCACGAAGUGAACCUGGCCCCCAUUACCCCGGCCUAUGGCCGCAGUGUCCUCCAAAACGCGGGGGCUACCGACCUCGGCGAUGGAAACAUUGGCUUCGCCUCCUCCUGUCCCUCCAACAAAAUCGUCUUCCCCCGCGAUGUCCACAUACCCGACCUCGUCAGCGUCAACGCCAUCCUGCUGCCCGUGCGUUACCCGGACUCCUUUUACAAGUUCGUCACUGACACCUCGCGGCUGGCGUCGCUCUUCAACCGCAUCAUUCUAGGCGACGAUGGGAAAGUGGUGGGUGGCAUCGUGUGCCUGCUGGAGCCCAGCCCGUUCGCCAAAGGACGCGAUGCUGCUGCACCCGGCGCCUCUACCGGCCUCGCCAUCUACGUGCGGUCACUCGGCCUGCUCUCGCCCUACCGCGGCCGCGGACUCAUGACUGCUGCCAUGGACAGCAUUGUUGCCACCGCCCAGGCCCUCAACCGGCGCGCCGCCGUUCCGGGUGGCCCGCUGGCCUCGACUGGCCCUGUCCAAUCCGUCUUUGCCCAUGUCUGGACCGAGCACGACGACGCCCUGGCCUGGUACGCCGCGCGAAAGUUCGUCCGCGAGGGCGACGCGCCCAUCGAGAACUACUACUUUGCUCUGCGGCCGGCCACUGCCUGGCUCGUGCGGCGGGACGUGCCGGAUGCUGCCGCCUCCGGCGACGUGUCGGGCGAUGCCUCCGUGGCCCAGCUCGUGCGCGAGUCCACGCAGCGCGCAAAGAUAGCAGCGUCUGCCGCUCAGGCCACCCCUCCUCCACCCCAGCCACCACUUCCUCCUCCAAACGGUCGCUCGCAGUCCUACCAGAACAGCCGCCCCGAGACCGAGUGGAACGACCUGCCGGCCGACAUGAUGGGAUCGGGGCCGUCCACGAAUGCAUCGACCUCGGCUUCCGUUGCCUCGUCGCGCAACCCGUCGCGGAAAGUGUCACAAAACAACCUGGCCGAUAGAACGACGCCGUCAACAACAACUACCGCCGCCGCCGAAAACGGUGACAGCCUACUGCCGUCUGGCACGUCUGCACUGCUGGCUCCACCGCCUGCCAGUGGGUCACAAGCGUCCUCAAGAAGCAGCAGCUCAACUGGGCGAAAGAAGCGCGAACGGGCCUAUCCAGCAGCGAUGUUCCAGUAG
Messenger RNA from Sporothrix brasiliensis 5110, 1410 nucleotides. RefSeq lists its product as uncharacterized. Gene Ontology annotation, molecular function: acyltransferase activity, transferring groups other than amino-acyl groups. Bases 1 to 1410 code for a protein of 469 amino acids. NCBI's taxonomy places the organism in Eukaryota, Fungi, Ascomycota, Sordariomycetes, Ophiostomatales, Ophiostomataceae. Gene Ontology annotation, cellular component: NatA complex. The transcript has a single exon. The record is from RefSeq and is a predicted model, not a curated record. Gene Ontology annotation, biological process: mitotic sister chromatid cohesion.